Molecule: messenger RNA, 1611 nt
Organism: Leptosia nina
Lineage: Eukaryota; Metazoa; Arthropoda; Insecta; Lepidoptera; Pieridae
Source: the annotation of a GenBank genome assembly
AUGCGCGCGCGCCUUCUGCUGGCGGCGCUGUGGGCGGUGUGUUUCGUGUGCGGCGGGUGCGGCGGGAACCCGGACGCGAAGCGCCUCUACGACGACCUGCUCAGCAACUACAACAAGCUCGUGCGGCCCGUGCUCAACGUCAGCGACGCGCUCACGGUGCGCAUCAAGCUCAAACUCAGCCAGCUUAUAGACGUGAAUCUGAAGAAUCAGAUCAUGACGACAAAUUUAUGGGUCGAACAGAGCUGGUACGACUAUAAAUUGUCGUGGGAGCCUCGUGAGUACGGCGGUGUUGAAAUGCUGCAUGUGCCCUCGGACCACAUCUGGCGACCCGACAUCGUCCUCUACAACAAUGCUGAUGGUAACUUCGAGGUGACUCUGGCAACGAAAGCGACGCUCAAUUACACGGGACGAGUAGAAUGGCGUCCGCCCGCCAUCUACAAAUCCUCCUGCGAGAUUGAUGUCGAAUACUUCCCCUUCGAUCAGCAGACAUGUAUCAUGAAGUUUGGCUCUUGGACGUACGAUGGUUUUCAGGCAAGUUGCAUAUUUCAGGUAGACUUACGACAUAUCGAUGAAGUGAAGGGCACAAACGUUGUCGAAUUAGGUGUCGAUCUAAGUGAAUUUUAUACAUCCGUCGAAUGGGAUAUUUUAGAAGUACCAGCUGUUAGAAACGAGAAGUUUUACACGUGCUGCGAUGAGCCGUACUUGGACAUCACGUUCAACAUCACGAUGCGGCGCAAGACCCUGUUCUACACCGUGAAUCUCAUUAUACCCUGUAUGGGUAUCUCGUUCCUAACAGUGCUAGUGUUCUACCUUCCCUCGGACAGUGGCGAGAAAGUUUCUCUAUCUAUCUCAAUUCUGCUCUCGCUCACUGUGUUCUUUCUUCUGCUCGCUGAGAUCAUCCCUCCGACGUCUCUCGUUGUUCCGUUGCUCGGGAAGUUUGUCUUAUUCACGAUGAUUCUCGAUACAUUUAGUAUCUGCGUGACGGUGGUGGUGCUGAACGUGCACUUCAGAUCGCCGCAGACGCACACGAUGGCGCCGUGGGUGCGUCGCGUUUUUAUCCACGUUUUGCCUCGUUUGCUGGUCAUGCGUCGUCCGCACUACCGCCUAGAUCCUCACCGUAGUCGAUUUGCAGGGAUCAUUAGCGGCGAGGGCUGGUCGCCGGCGCUGGCGGUCGGUCCCGUGCCGGAGGGACCACUGGGAGGCCUGAGAGGCGUCGGCGAAGCGAGCUCACCCUCGCCGCCUCCCGGAUGCCGGCUUCAUGAGCUCCACGACCAGCACGAGGUGCAAGACGCGCCCACCGUCUGCGAGACGCUGCGCCGCUGGCACCGCUGCCCGGAAAUACACAAGGCCAUCGACGGCAUCAACUAUAUUGCCGACCAAACGCGGAAGGAGGAGGACUCCACUAGAGUGAAGGAGGACUGGAAGUAUGUGGCGAUGGUACUGGAUCGAUUGUUCCUGUGGAUCUUCACACUGGCGGUGCUGGUGGGCUCGGCCGGCAUCAUCCUGCAGGCGCCCACGCUGUACGACGAGCGCGCACCCAUCGACGUGCGUUUGUCGGAGAUCGCCUACACGGCUGCCAAGCCGCGGCCGCCCCCUCCGCCCCCGCGCUAG